Zophobas morio is the source of this 1775-nucleotide messenger RNA. RefSeq lists its product as uncharacterized. The record is from RefSeq and is a predicted model, not a curated record. The transcript has 8 exons. Gene Ontology annotation, biological process: nucleosome assembly. Gene Ontology annotation, cellular component: nucleus; chromatin. Bases 32 to 1588 code for a protein of 518 amino acids. Gene Ontology annotation, molecular function: chromatin binding; histone binding. NCBI's taxonomy places the organism in Eukaryota, Metazoa, Arthropoda, Insecta, Coleoptera, Tenebrionidae.
GUUAUUUUAAGUUAAGUUUUAUAUUGCUAUAAUGUCUUAUUAUAAUAAGGAGAAAGCUCUUCGACUUUGUUCUGAAGAGAGUGAUAAGUUUAUGACAUAUGCUAGCCAAAAUUUCAGUAAUGUACAAGACUACGUCGAUCCUAUAUCAUCUAUUCUUGCGGCACAAACUGAAAUCGUUCAUAUACAGAAAUUGGGGCAGGAAGAGGUUUUAUCGAUAGAAAGAAAGUAUUCAAAACUUUGUAAGGAAGUUUAUGAUAAGCGAUCUAUUUUUAUCUCUCAAAUUGAUGAUUUCUGGCUUAAAGUUUUUUGCAAUGACGGUUAUAUCAACAGCAUUUUGACAUCGGAGGAUUAUGCACUUCUUAAGUUUGUAAAGCAGUUUAUUAUCGAAGAAGGCAUCGGCGUAUGCGGCGCUAAUUAUAAAUACGUUUUUACAUUCAAUGAAAACCCCAUUGUUGCUAAUCCUUCGCUGGAAAAGUCUUAUACAUAUAACGAUUUUGGAGUUAGCUCCGUUACCACCACAAAGAUUUUAUGGAAGAGAGAUUUGGAAUGUGAACCAAUGGACCGUCGCGUGGAGGACGGUCAUCCAGUAAAAAGGCCUCACGAUGCUUCUAUCUUUUUUAACUGGUUUGAGCAGGAGGACGAUGAUAUCUAUCUACAGGAAGAGUUGAAGAACAUAUGGAACGAUCCUCUCAGCUAUUAUAAAGAUAGUAAUAAUGAGGAGGACCAAGAACAAAGUUAUGCGGAAAUACAAGACUUAAGUAACGAAGCCUUAUUAGAAGAAGACUUACCAAAUUCAAAGGAAACAUACUCCUUUGAACAAGAAGAAAACGCGGACGGAUUUUUUAACGAUAAUUCAGUAUAUACCACUGAAUUUACAGAGGGUGAAGAAGCCGCUAAUAUUAGUGGGCAGUGCGAGGAUAACAGUAAUUUGCAUGCUUCCAAGACAGUUAGUAGCGCUUACGUCGGAGUAGGAACGGAAGGAAAUGUGGAGGAUAAUUGUGAACUCGUUGAAAAGGGCGUUGUGCCGGCCGCGAUUUACGAAGAGCCUAUUCUCGGGGAGGAUGGGGAGGAGAUCAACUAUGAAGGCAAAUAUCCUUAUGAUGAAGAGGCAGGCGUCAUUGUUUACGAAGACAAAUUAUUCUUCAGUAGCUAUCAUUCUAGUAAUGCGGGAGAGGAGGACGAGCAUCUUGCUGGGGCCACUGCUCUUGAAAGCCAGAGUAGUCCUUGUGAUAAUACUCGAAAUAUAAUAAAUGAGGGGGAAGAAAAGGGCGUGGGAGAAGCCAUGAUUGGCCUAGAGUCUUCCUUCCGACCCCGAGAUUUUAUAAGAAACAAGGAAGAGGACAAAGGAAAUGAGGCCGCUUCUGAGGACGAGUAUUUAGAUUUAGAGGAGGACCUAGUGGGGGGCUACCAUUCUCUAAAUGACGUUGAAGCCCUUGAAGCUCAGCAUUUCGUCGAUGAGUGUGCAGAGGAAAAGUUGAGCGGGGAGGUGGCCCCUAGUGUAGGUGAGGGACGCAUGGAGUUGGGCUUGGCGAAUACUUCUUUGACACUGAAAGAAGAAUUUUUGGACAGUCAGUUUGAGUAUGUAUAGUGUAUUCUUAUAGUUAUAUUAAUCGAGUAGCUAGAGAGCUCUGCAGCAGAGCACUCUUAUUUAGCGAAGUAAUUAAUUACUUAAUCUAUAUAUUGCUUAUAGUCAGUGUAGCUAUAACUUGUUUACUUCAGGUCUCUUUCAGUAGGCUUUUUGUUAUAACAUUGUUAUAUCAGUAUAUUUUUCUAUA